AUGGCUGACCUGUUAGAACGUAUGGUUGACCAACAGGGUCAGGGCCAUGGGAAUACUACAGGAAACCCUGGAAAUAAUCCAGGCAAUCACGAGGGAGAGGACCGUGCCUUAGAACGGUUCCAAAAAUUUGCACAUCCAAAGUUUAUAGGUGGACUUAAUCCUGAUUUAGCGGAAGAGAGACGUGAGGAUGAUUUUAUCCGCCUGCGCCAAGGGGCAUCCAGUGUGGUGGAGUAUGAAACCCAGUUUACAAAACUCUCUCGCUUCGCUUCGGAAUUGGUGCUAACGGAGCAAAAGCGAAUUCGCCGCUUUAUCCAUGGCUUGAAUGUGGAGAUCCAAGAGGCACUAGCAGCUACUCAGUUGGACACGUUUAGCCAGGCGCUAGAAAAAGCACAGCGGAUUGAGACAGCUAGGAAACAGGUAAAAGCCUUUCAUGAUCGGAAAAGGAGGCAACCCGAUUCGAGCAAUUUUGCGACCGGACAGAGUUCGAGAAGUGUGCCACCUUUUAAGAGAGGUCGAGGAACAGAUGGUCCCCGACCCGCAGGAACCCUAGACCAGGGAAAUUUUGGGAGAGGUCGAGUAGGGCAGGGGCCCCAGAGGGGUGUUCAGCGUAGAGUAUUGACUUCAGGAACUAGGCCAACCUGUGGUUUCUGCGGGGCCAAUCACACCGACGAAAACUGUUGGAAGAACAGUUCGAUCCGAAAAUGUUAUAAAUGUGGUAGUACAGAACAACUGAUUGCCCAAUGCCCUAAGAUGCAAAAAAAGAGACCUAAGCCACCGACUGAAGGGACCACAACUAAGCCGUCAAAUGCAGGGAAAAAUCGACCCAAAGGACCAGUUAGAGUAUAUGCAAUGGGUCAACAAGAGGUGAUUGACCCUUCGGCGGGUAUCAAAGGGACGCCCUUUCCUAUCGGCGCACCGCAAGUGUUUAUUAGACCCUGA
Molecule: messenger RNA, 939 nt
Organism: Coffea eugenioides
Lineage: Eukaryota; Viridiplantae; Streptophyta; Magnoliopsida; Gentianales; Rubiaceae
Exons: 2
Coding region: 1-939 (312 amino acids)
Source: RefSeq, a predicted model, not a curated record